AGUGUCGUCUGCUUUGCCAUGUCGCUUGUUGAUGGGAAACGUUGCUGCACGAAAAUGAGCACUGCGAAUACAAUUGGAAUCGCUCUACCCCACACUCCAUGCUCUUUAGCAGUUUUGAGGCUUGGAGCCAGCCAUCGUAUAAUCACAAGAUAUGCCAGUUCUGUUGCUGGUAUUAACCUGUCACAACCAGCAGCGUUCCAACAACAAUCUCUUGAAUCAACAGCAACCCGUUUCAUGUGAGGGAUCUGCCAAUGUCGGUCUGAAUUACAGAUCUCUUCUUCCCCAAUGUUAAGAUGUUCUCGUGUACUAGCUACACCCAUCCGAGUGUGGGUGCUGUAUUGACGUUUUGCAGACUACUAUCCCGUCUGAUGUAUUCAACUUUUCUGUGGUUGGAGCUUUCCUUGCUGUGGAUGCCUGGCCGUAUUUCCCAGGCAGAAAGAAAGUGGCUGGCCCAUGGUCAUGUGUUGCGUGGCCGUGCAAAUCAAGUUCAUCAGUCCAGGGCCCCCCCUCGUCCAAUCACGAAAUCGAAUUCGCCCAGUUGCUCAUUAAAUUGAUGAUUAUGUCAGUGGGUGGGUCGCUAUUUUUGUCGCCGUGUAGUCAACGACCUCAGCUGCACUUGCCUCUACAGCAGGACUAUUAUGCGGAUGUUAUCAGGAUUUUGGCUGGCCAGCAGCGGGAUGAUCAAGUACAUACGUGAAGGUUGAUUUGGUGGGAGGAGUGUGACUGCUGCUGCUGCUGGGCGAGACGAAUGCGCGAAUCAGAAAUGUCGACCUUGCCGCAACCUCUACUUGUACAGCAACACAGUCGUGCAUAAUAAUAAUUGCAUCGUUGGUGAAUGCAUUGAGAAAACGAUAGCAUCCGUUGCCAUUCGUUUUGUCAUGUCGCCAUUCUGCGUCAAAAGGACCGUCGCACAGCUGCCGCACAGUGUACUGCUUCCAUUUCACUUUCACGUUCUUUCAAAUCUAUUCCCCCAUCAUUUAGUCUAUAGAAAUGUUCAAUGUGAACCGUCGGGCGAUCGCUUGCGUCUUCAUGUUGGCCGUCAUGUGCAUGGAAUGGACGCUCUACUCAUCGGAUCAGAUCAUUCGACAAAACGACUUGCCAUUGUUCCCCAUUCAACAUCAUCAACUACAUCAGCAAUCCAUCAUCGACUACUGGACACCGCAGCAGCCCGAACUCUACCACCUGAUUGAGAAUUAUUCAAAGGAUCGACUGCCGCUGCUGGCCAAGGAUGACCCGCCAUUCAAAAGGAUCCUCUUCUGGAAUAAGCCAAAAGAGUUACCGGGUCGGACUCGGUCGGGACGCCUUGCGCCAAUGGGGCUGUCCCGUUUGGCAGUGCGAAACGUCCGACAACCGGUACGGCGUCCGGAAAUAUGACGCUGUCGUCUUUCAUCAACGGACCUGGACGGCAAAGGAUUUGCCAAUGCGUCGCUCGCCUCACCAGCGCUACGUUUUCUUCACUUUAGAAUCAUCGGCCUGGCGUGGAAAUAACGUCAGUCGUGUGCCCAAUUUCUUCAACUGGACCAUGACGUACCGAUGGGACUCGGACAUGAUUUACCCUUACGGCUACAUUGCGCCAACGGGAGACGUCCCCCUUCAUCCCACUCCAAAUCAAAUGGAAUUCUACCUGUCCAAACCCACAAGAGUCAAUUACGCCAAAGGAAAAACGAAAAUGGCCGCCUGGUUCGUCUCCAACUGCCACACAGUCGUGAGCGGUCGAAACGAAAUGGUCAAAAAGCUGCAAAAAUACAUGACAAUCGACGUGUACGGCAAAUGCGGGAAUUUCAAAUGUCGCAAGAAAUUAGGCGAGGACAAUUCGAGCGACGAGUGCCGGGACAUGGUGGCCAAAAAUUACAAAUUCUAUUUCGCCCUGGAGAAUUCCCUCUGCCGCCAUUACGUCACUGAAAAAUUUUUCGACAACAUGCGCCGCCCGAUUCUGCCCGUCGUUUUCGGCCUCCACGACGAUCACGAAAAACUGGCACCGCCGCAUUCCUUCAUCAACGCCGCCAAAUUCAAAUCAAUGAAAGCCCUGGCCGAUUAUUUGAUCCUCCUGGACAAGAACGACACGCUGUACAACGAGUACUUUUGGUGGAAGCCUCACUUUCAGGUGCGGGACAGCCAACGGGACAAGAACCUGGGCAUGUGCCACCUGUGCGCCGCCCUGCACGACCCGACUCGACCGCGCAAAAUAUACGCCGAUUUAACCGACUGGUGGGAAACCAAAUCCGAUUGCGUUUUCUCACCCGCCAUCUCGUGAUGGCUCCUUUUGAUGAUAAAUCAAUCCACCUGUUCAUGUAUAAAUAAGGAGAAAAACACGAAAUGUCAAAUAAUUUCAUGGCUGACUUUAUAGGUCUAUCGCUGAUGGCCUCCAUUUCAAGGGAAAUGGCAUUUGGCGUGUUGGACUUGUAAAUUAACUAUUGGGCAGUUAAAUAAUUACCAAUUCGGACGUAUAAAUUGAUGAAAGAAUUCCGGGUAUUUUUUAAUUUGAAGACCGCGACAGAUGGUUGAUGACAAUUAAAUCGCUUUCUACGUUAUAUGUAUAGCCCAGUGCACAAUAAAUGGGAGACAUGACUUUUGUAAGGUCCAUUCGACAUGGCAAGUGUGUUGCGUGUUUAUACGUGAUACAUUGUAUAGUUUCAGCAGUUUGUCCUCCGCAUAUUUAAGAGUUCAUCGGCUCGCUAAUAAAGGAAAACUUGUUCUCUU
Molecule: messenger RNA, 2700 nt
Organism: Daphnia pulex (common water flea)
Lineage: Eukaryota; Metazoa; Arthropoda; Branchiopoda; Diplostraca; Daphniidae
Product: alpha-(1,3)-fucosyltransferase C-like
Exons: 6
Coding region: 1229-2254 (341 amino acids)
Biological process (GO): N-acetylglucosamine metabolic process; sulfur compound metabolic process
Cellular component (GO): membrane
Molecular function (GO): N-acetylglucosamine 6-O-sulfotransferase activity; alpha-(1->3)-fucosyltransferase activity
Source: RefSeq, a predicted model, not a curated record